AUGUACGACGACGACGACGAUGAGGAUGAGGAUGAUCUUGAAGGCCUAGAACAAGUCAUCUCAAGUGACAUGGUAGCUACUUACUGGCUACCUCUGGUCGUGGCACUCUACAGCAGCAUCUCUGCCCAUGGUCCUAUGGCUGGCCUUGUUCGCGGCCCGUUCGCCCAUCACCGCUCGCUCCUGUUCGCAGCCCAGUCCACAGUCCACAGUCGGACCCCCGUUGAGAUGCAGCACCCCGUCGUGACUUGCUGA
Messenger RNA from Plenodomus lingam JN3, 252 nucleotides. Lineage: Eukaryota; Fungi; Ascomycota; Dothideomycetes; Pleosporales; Leptosphaeriaceae. The record is from RefSeq and is a predicted model, not a curated record.